Molecule: messenger RNA, 2958 nt
Organism: Hippocampus zosterae (dwarf seahorse)
Lineage: Eukaryota; Metazoa; Chordata; Actinopteri; Syngnathiformes; Syngnathidae
Product: zinc finger protein OZF-like
Exons: 2
Coding region: 308-1714 (468 amino acids)
Cellular component (GO): nucleus
Source: RefSeq, a predicted model, not a curated record
GAAGUUUGUCCAGCAGGAUUUGCCGUAUAUUGUUAGCUCUAGCUGAACCUACGCAAGCCGAGGCCGAACUGCUUCACGUGCUUACUAAAAAACAAACAAACAAGCCUUAAUUCUUGAAUUCCAGCCCCAAAAAAUUAAGCCUCAACGCAGGACGUCAAUCGUGACUCUUUUUGUCAAAAACAAUAUUUGCUCAAGCUUCUGGCCUACAUUAGCAAUUUUAGCCUAGCUUGCUAGCCGCUAACAGACCCCUUUGUCAGCAACAUAUCGCUCAUCAGAGAUCAAGUGUGAGCGUCAUUGUCGUUAGAAAAUGUAUGCAAGAAGGAUAGCACACUACGAGGAGAACCUUGGUGGAGCAAAGGAGGACAGGGACGCCGUUUUCAACAAGUCUUCAGCUGGCUCGAGCACUGCAGACAUCUGUGAGAAUCUUGGUACGAAACAGCAGAAGCCCGAGUCCCCACACGUUACGAAGGAGGUGAAGAACGAAGCGCCCCCAUACAUUAAAGAAGAGAAGGAGUUGGAGCCCAUUCCUUUCAACGAACAGGAGCCGGCAAAUGCCUACAUUAAAGAGGAAGCGCCAUGGCAGCCCCUACAUAUAAAAGAGGAAGAGGAGGAUUCUCUACACAUAUUCCCAUCGACUGGUAUCUCUAUGAAGAGUGAAGAUGAAGGCCAGAGUGAGCCAAGCCAAGGGCUGAAGCCGCCAAGCAGCAGUUCAAGUCGACAAAUGACAACAGACGGUAACGGAGACCGCUGUGGAGGAUCACACGUAGACAGCCUUUUAGCCCCACUAUCAAACAUUGACAACACAACAUCACACUGUCCUCACAAGAGUGAAGAUGAUGAUCCUGAACAGUCUGAAGGUGAUUUGGCCUGUCGCACUGAAAAACCCUGGAAAUGUUCUCAGUGUGGGAAAACCUUUGACUAUAAGAGCUUUUUGAGAAAUCACAUGAUUGGCCACACUGGUGAAAAACCUUUUGCCUGUUCUGUUUGUGGUCAAAAAUUUUCUCGAAUAAUUCAUUUGACAGUACACACACGAACACACACGGGUGAGAAACCUUUUGUCUGCUCAAUUUGCGGUCAAAUGUUUACUCAAAUCAGUAAUUUGACAAGUCACACACGAACACACACUGGAGAGAAACCUUUUGCAUGCUCGAUUUGUGAUCAAACAUUCUCCCAGAAGGGGAGUUUGGCAAGUCACAUAAGAACCCACACUGGUGAGAAACAGUUUGCCUGCUCAGUUUGUGGUAAAAGUUUUUCUCAAAAAAGUAAUUUGACAGCACAUUCAAGAACACAUACUGGCGAGAAACCUUUUGUUUGUUCAAACUGCGGCCAAAGAUUCUCUCAUAAAAUAAGCUUACAAAAUCACCUAAGUACACACACUGGUGAGAAACCAUUUGCCUGCUUAGUUUGCGGUCAGAGAUUCCCUCAGAAGGGUGGCUUAUUACAACACUCAAGAAGCCACACUGGCGAGAAACCUUUUACAUGUCCAGAUUGUGACCAAAGAUUUUCUGAUAAGGGAAGCUUAAGGCGACACAUAAGGACACACACUGGUGAGAAACCUUUUGCCUGCUCAGUUUGCGGACAAAGAUUUUCUCAAAGUAGUAAUUUGACAAAACACACAAGAACACACACUGGUGAGAGACCUUUUGCCUGCUCAGUUUGCGGUCAAAGGUUCGUAAGGAAGGCAAACCUUACCCAACACAAGAACAUACACUGAUGAGAGGCCUUUUGCCUGACCGGGUUAUGGUUAAAGAGUAUCAAGGUAGGUAAACUUCAGGGGUGGGUAUCGUCGCUUCAUCACUAAGUUCCCGUCAGUAUUUCAGGCUUACCCAUGUGGGCCCAGUCCAUCCCUCGUUGGUGACAGCCAAUCGGCGUUGAGAACAUAAUUUCCACAUCACUUGGAUGUGUUGUGCAAGAGACGCACAGCCAAAUAAAGGAAAAAAAGAAAUAACUCAAAACAACAGACACACACGAGCACAGUGUGGUGGUCUAUGAAAUAAAAACAGUAUGGGACAUGUGAUUGUGGUCUGUGAGACCCAAAGGUAUACAACACGGUUUUAUUUAUUUUUUUAUUUGGCUUUGUGUUAAAUGCUCAAUUUGCAGUCGGAGAUUCUCUCGCGGGUAAUUUUGCAAGUACAGAUGCUGGCAGUGAACCAGUCUCUUGAAGUAAAUUGAAAAAAAAACCCCCACAAGAAACACACUGCACAAAAAAAAAAGAUGAAAAUUCAUAUCUGUGCAACGUUAAAGAGAAUCAUAUGACAUACUUUCAUUGUACGCAUUGUGUAAUGUUUGUGUUUGCUAUUCGGCAUUGCUGUAUUUAAUUUGCUAGUUGACAAAUAAUCACAUUUUAUGAAGAAUCUUGUGUGAGUGGAUUGAAUGAACUGUGACUUCAGGAAAUGUCCUAUUCCAUGCUCAAGCAUAAACCUGAGAUACACUAUGUCACCAAAGCAGUGGCCUAUGUAAAUUCCAAAAGAAAAAUUAACUCUUUGGCGUAUGUGAGUUACAAAAGAAAAAAUAAUCAAUCAAAUUAUGAACUGUUCAAAGAGAGUAGAAACUGAAAAGGUCAGGGCUUACCACAGGCACCACGUUGUCCCCAAGAACCCCAUGAUGAGCCCGCGGGCCUGUUCUAAAAAGAGCUCAGCAGUGGAUUUGGUAUUUCAGAUCUUGGACGAAGCGAUAUACAUCUAUCGUAUCGUCAUUGAGAUAUGAACAUUGUGUUUUACAAUGUUACGUGAGCGUAUUUAUAUUUUACCAGUGGAUAAAAUAGUGGUGCUUGUGAUAAAAGGUACAAGUUGUCCGCACCUCGCCAGGCCAUUCAAUUGAAUGGGUGAGAGUCUCCCCUUUCAACAUAUCCACAUUUUGCUCAUGAUUAUCGUUCAUUUCCUAUUCUUGUAGCAAUGCGUGUCUUCCUUGACUGCCACUAUCUUUCUUCUAGAUUAAAAAUAAAAACAAUGAAACAUA